Messenger RNA from Triticum dicoccoides, 1182 nucleotides. Its product is annotated as salutaridine reductase-like. The record is from RefSeq and is a predicted model, not a curated record. The transcript is spliced from 6 exons. The coding region runs from base 67 to 987 and encodes 306 amino acids. NCBI's taxonomy places the organism in Eukaryota, Viridiplantae, Streptophyta, Magnoliopsida, Poales, Poaceae. Gene Ontology annotation, cellular component: membrane.
CUCAUCGACCUCUGCCAACUGCCAUCGCACUUGCUGUUGGAGCUCGUGGAUUCGUGGUGCGCCCUCAUGGAAGGGGCCAUCCUCCCCAACCUGCCAAACACGAGGGUCGCCGUCGUUACCGGAGGGAAUAAGGGGAUCGGCUUCGAGGUGUGCCGGCAGCUUGCCAGCGGAGGAAUCUCCGUCGUCCUGACGGCCCGGGAUGAGAUGAGGGGCGGGGAGGCCGUCGAGAGGCUCAAUGCGCUGGGGCUCUCUCAUGUCGUCUUCCAUCAGCUGGAGAUCACGGACGCUUCGAGCGCCGCUGCGCUGGCUGGUUUUCUCAAGACCCGCUUUGGCAAACUAGACAUUCUGGUGAAUAAUGCCGCGGUUGGUGGGGUUGAGUACGGCCAGGAGUUCGAUACCAACGAGGAAAAGUUCAGUGGCCUGGAUUUCCACGAGAGAGUUGAGUGGAUGUUGAAGAAUGCUCGGGAGCCCAUCGACAGCGCGAAGAACAGCGUGAAGACGAACUACUACGGCACGAAGCAUGUAAUCGAAGCCCUGCUGCCUCUGCUUCAAGCUUCCUCCGAGGGAAGAAUCGUGAACGUCUCCUCCAAUUAUGGACUCCUAAGACAUAUCGGCAGCGAGGAGGUGAGGCAGGAGCUCAACGAUGUCGAUAACCUGACAGAGGGGAGGAUGGACGAUCUCCUGGAGAAGUUCAUCAAGGACUUCAAGGCCGGCGAGUUGGAGAUGCACGGGUGGUCUACGAAGUUCUCGGCGUACAAGGUGGCCAAGGCCGCCAUGAACGCCUACUCAAGGGUCCUGGCGAGGAGGCACCCUGAGCUGCACGUCAACUGCGCGCAUCCAGGCUUCGUCAAGACCGACAUGAGCAUGGGGUCCGGGGUCCUGACGCCGGAGGAGGGCGCACGCAACUUGGUGAAGGUGGCGCUGCCGCCUGACGGCGGGCCGACUGGCGCGUAUUUCGCCAUGGGCGAGGAGGCGCCGUUCGUGUGAGAUACCGGCGGCACGUGCGUGCGUGCCGUACACUUACUGAUGCGUUACGUGCUAGUUUGAGAUUGCGAAUAAUUAAGACGUGUCAUUUAUCUUUUUUCGACAAAGUGUGAGUUUUAUUGACUCAAUAUUGUUGACAAAUGAUUGUGUUUGUUCCAUAUAUACACCAAUAAUUCGUGCCGUAGUUGUCCUGCUUGU